Jaculus jaculus (lesser Egyptian jerboa) is the source of this 1805-nucleotide messenger RNA. It is a transcript of the gene Mtch1, whose product is annotated as mitochondrial carrier 1. The coding region runs from base 1 to 1185 and encodes 394 amino acids. The transcript is spliced from 12 exons. Gene Ontology annotation, biological process: positive regulation of apoptotic process. Lineage: Eukaryota; Metazoa; Chordata; Mammalia; Rodentia; Dipodidae. The record is from RefSeq and is a predicted model, not a curated record. Gene Ontology annotation, cellular component: membrane; mitochondrion.
AUGGGGGCCUCGGACCCGGAAGUGGCGCCCUGGGCUCGCGGCGGCGGUGCCGCGGGGAUGGCGGGAGCCGGAGCCGGAGCCGGAGCUCGCGGCGGGGCGGCGGCGGGGGUCGAGGCCCGGGCUCGCGACCCUCCUCCCGCGCACCGCGCGCACCCGCGUCACCCGCGGCCUGCGGCGCAGCCCUCGGCCCGCAGGAUGGACGGCGGCCCUGGCGGUGGCCCCGGGGGCCUGGGCUCCGGGGACAACGCCCCGACCACCGAGGCGCUCUUCGUGGCGCUGGGCGCGGGCGUGACGGCGCUCAGCCACCCGCUGCUCUACGUGAAGCUGCUGAUCCAGGUGGGUCAUGAGCCGAUGCCGCCCACCCUUGGGACCAACGUACUAGGGAGGAAGGUCCUCUACCUGCCAAGCUUCUUCACCUACGCCAAGUACAUUGUGCAGGUGGAUGGGAAGAUAGGGCUGUUCCGGGGCCUGAGUCCCCGCCUGAUGUCCAACGCCCUGUCCACUGUGACCCGGGGCAGCAUGAAGAAGGUUUUCCCUCCAGAUGAGAUCGAGCAGGUUUCCAACAAGGAUGACAUGAAGACAUCUCUGAAGAAAGUUGUGAAGGAGACGUCCUACGAGAUGAUGAUGCAGUGCGUGUCCCGCAUGCUAGCCCACCCCUUGCAUGUCAUCUCAAUGCGCUGCAUGGUCCAGUUUGUGGGACGGGAGGCCAAGUACAGCGGUGUGCUGAGCUCCAUUGGAAAGAUCUUCAAGGAGGAGGGCCUGCUGGGGUUCUUCGUCGGCUUAAUCCCUCACCUCCUGGGAGAUGUGGUUUUCUUGUGGGGCUGUAACCUGCUGGCCCACUUCAUCAAUGCCUACCUGGUGGAUGACAGCGUGAGUGACACCCCAGGGGGGCUGGGGAACGACCAGAAUCCAGGUUCCCAGUUCAGCCAAGCCCUGGCCAUCCGGAGCUACACCAAGUUUGUGAUGGGGAUUGCGGUGAGCAUGCUGACCUACCCCUUCCUGCUCGUUGGCGAUCUCAUGGCUGUGAACAACUGUGGGCUGCAGGCAGGGCUCCCCCCGUACUCCCCAGUGUUCAAGUCCUGGAUUCACUGCUGGAGGUACCUGAGUGUGCAGGGCCAGCUCUUCCGCGGCUCCAGCUUGCUUUUCCGCCGGGUGUCAUCAGGGUCAUGCUUUGCCCUGGAGUAACCUGUCACCUGACCAAACACAGGGUCUCAUCCCGGCCCCAGCUGAGGCCCCAUCAUCUCAGAUGCCUGAAGGCCUUGUGUCCAUAUUCACCAUGUGUCUGUCCUGGUGUGGGGCUGGUGGGGGCGGUUGGGCCUUAGGGGUGGUGGGAGGAAGGGUGGGGUGGACCCCCAUCCCUUUCCAGGUGUGCGGAGACUACGAUGUGCAAGGUCAGGGACAGGCUUGGGAGGCCAAGGGUUGGAUCCCUGUCCCUCCAGCCACACUCUUCGUCCCGCCACUCAGCUGAGAGCGUCCCGCUCCUGCUCUGUAAACACGGUGCCGUCAUGUCUUGGCCUGUGCUGGAAAGCUGGCGCUGGGUUCUGCCUUCGUUUUCUUCAACACCACUUUUUUGACACAAGAGCAAUUCCUUGUUGAUCGGAAAAUCAUGUGACUCCUCAGAAUGUGUCGCCCUCCUCUUCCGCUUGCCUGUGUCAUGGUGGAACCUGGGCCAUGCGGGAUCUGUCACCUGUGUGCUGUGAAUACACGGAAGUUAGGUCAGUGUCUGGUCCUCCCUCCCAUUGUAAAAGUUCAUGGUAAGAUUUGACUCCAUAUUCUCUAAUAAAAUGUAUCAGUGGUGAUUUCGA